AACACCACCGCUGAGUAAUGCCACCCCGCCUCUAUAAAUUGUUUACCUCUUUGCCUCUGUCUCACUCGUUCGCUUGAAUUGAAGUCAAACCAAAACCAAAAUGGCUCUGCAACUGUGGGAGACAUUAAAGGAGGCGAUCCCAGUCUACACGGGGCUAUCUCCAGCUACCUUCUUUACGGUUCUUGCUCUUUUCUUCGCCGUCUACUACGUGAUAUCGGGGCUGUUCGGGUCGUCCGAUCGUCAUUAUAGUCCCCGGGAAAGCGAGCAGCUGUCGCAGCCUCCGCCGCCUCCGGUACAGCUCGGGGAGAUUACUGAGGAGGAGCUCAAGCAGUACGAUGGAUCCGACCCCGCGAAGCCUCUGCUCAUGGCCAUCAAGGGCCAGAUCUACGACGUGUCGCAGAGCAGGGUAUUUUAUGGUCCUGGUGGACCUUAUGCACUGUUUGCUGGAAAGGAUGCCAGCAGAGCUCUUGCAAAAAUGUCUUUCGAAGAGAAAGAUCUGACUGGGGAUGUAUCUGGUCUCAGCCCAUUUGAAGUUGACGCUUUGCAGGACUGGGAAUACAAGUUUAUGAGCAAGUAUGUUAAGGUUGGAAGUGUCAAGUCUGCAGUAGUGACGGAUGGGGCGCCUGCCGAAGAACCUGCAGAAUCUACAGAUCGUGACGUUGCUAAACCUGCCGAAGAUGGUCCUUCAGAAAGUGCAGCUGUUGUAACCGAGGAAACUCCUUUAGGAGCUGAUGCUGCAAAAGAGUAAUCCUUGGAUAAAGCAAGCGCCGCCAUUGCAAACUUGGUAUUUCAUGAAUCAUGUUUGACACAAGUUUAAGAUUGCAGUAUAAUAUACCUCUCUUGAGAACAGGUCUGUUUAAAGUCUAGUUUGUCGAAUAAUGUAUUAGUGAUGGUAAACCCUGGAUAUUUUCAUAGCUGCAACUUUUACCUUA
Molecule: messenger RNA, 932 nt
Organism: Juglans microcarpa x Juglans regia
Lineage: Eukaryota; Viridiplantae; Streptophyta; Magnoliopsida; Fagales; Juglandaceae
Product: membrane steroid-binding protein 1-like
Exons: 2
Coding region: 101-748 (215 amino acids)
Cellular component (GO): membrane; endomembrane system
Source: RefSeq, a predicted model, not a curated record